AUGGUCUUUAAGAGCUUCCACCUCGCGCGCCAGAGUCUUGCCAAAGGCUUCACUCACGGUUAUGCUCAAUCAGUAGUUGCUGGUGUUAGCCAGAACAAUCCACUCGCCUCCCUCCAACACGACCGCUUCCGCAAAGGCCUCAAGAACCAACAUGCCUUUGCAUCUACCUCGUCUACCACGAGCGCUCUCAAGGCGCUCGCCGUCGCACAACCCGAUCACCAGGACUCAGGCCUAGCCGCAUACUACACCGCGUGGCAGAAGCACCAGAGAACUGAUGACAAGGAAUGGUCGCAGUUUCAAUUCCGCAAGCUCAUCGAAUGGGACCCGGCAAGCGCCAAAAAUGUGGCCGAGGUCAAGGAAAGCAGCGUUGCUAUUGAAGAAACAGCAGACCCAGUUCCCGCUCCCGCUCGUGGCUCCAUCAAUCGCGCGUACAGUACCAGCCAGGUAGAAGAUUUCAAGAAGGCUGUCGGCAGUGAAGAGGCGGAAAAGAUUGCGCUUGCAAAGGUUGACGAAGCAAUUGCACAAGAGGUGGCGAAACACAAGGCUGGCAAUGAAUCCGUACAAGCCGCUGACGAAGUCUCCGCCAUUGAAGAGGUUCGAUCGCAAUCUUCUGCAACAGUCGACGACACUCUCGUAGGAUCGCCAACUUUCAGCCACACAGAAUCAACUAUCGCCACCAGCCCAAUUGAAGCCCACGAUGAGUAUACCGUACAGCUCCAGAAACUGGCCAUCAACCGCAACUAUGCUGAAGUUCCCGCCGUUUUCGAGGCUAUGCUCCGUUCCGAUGUCAAGCCAUCAGUCACCGCGUACAAUGCUCUGCUAUCCGCAGCGAUACACCUUCCCCGUGCACAACACCAAGUUGUUCCCAAGGCCCUGGAUGUAUACUCGGACAUGCUUCGUCGACGAGUCGUUCCCGACACCACUACUUACACCACUCUUCUCGAACUGCUUUCCGUCCGGUCUUUGGAAGUUAUUUCUUUGAAACAGAGCUUCGAAGACAGGCGACUACGAUAUGGCGGAAUGGAAGAAGAAGGAAGGUUCAUGCUCCAAUCGCACGAGACUGACUACGCUAUCCUGGCUGAAGAUGGAUCACUGUCAAUUGCCGUAAGGCUUUUUGAUGCCGCCGUCAGCAGUGAAUCUAGCCCCACUUUUUCGGAGAAGACUUACCGACUGCUUGUCACUGCCUGUGCGGAGAACGACCGUGUAGAGGAUAUGGUGCGAAUCUAUUCGCACAUGGAAUCUCGUGGCGUAACUCCGGCUGCUGACAUGUUCGUCCCAAUGAUCCACGCUUUCGGCAAGUCUGGUGACUUGAGGAGCGCGGUCGAGUGCUACGACGAAUACAAAGCCCUCGCAAUCUCAAACGACAAUGGCGAGAUUGAAAUCAGCAGGAAAGACAAUGACGUGUAUGCCGCCCUUGUCAAGGCAUACGCAGUUUGCGAUCGCCUAGAGGGUGCUCAAAAGUUUGUGUCAAAGAUCGAGAGCGGACUCACUGCACCUGAAGAAGUCACUUCGGUUCGUGACAUCGUAGGCCUCAAGGCUUUCCUCCCGGAGUGGCUGAAGAACGGUUCCUUUGAUGAAGCCUACGUACACGCCACCGAGUAUCUCAGCCCACAAGCCCGCCAAAUCGCCAUGGCUGCUAUUUGCAUCAAGGCUGCUGACCGCGACGCCGUCGAGGUUGCUACCCAGGCUUUCGAUGACCUGCCGGCCGAGGUUGACCUCUCUCGACCGGCUAUGGCCAUGGGAGCCAUGCACAUUCGCACUGGAAACAUUGAAGCAGCCGAGGUCUUCUGGAGGAUGCUUGAGCUGUCGCCGACGAAGCCCGACUUCAUUGAACCUACCGCUAUGCAUAGCAUAGCAUUGAUUGGUAGCGGACAUGCGGAACGUGGUCUUCGUCAGGGUCGUCAGAUGUUUGCUCGCAUACGGGACUCUCAGUCUGGCUCUACUCAAGCCAAGAUGGAGAUCGUAGAGCACAUUGACGAGGCUAUCGAGGUUAUGGGACAGUUCAUGAUGAAGCGUGGCAUCUUCCUUCAGCCGCGGGCUAGCAUGGAACUGAUGUGGACGAUGAUUGAAAACGGCGGCCUAGUCACCCCAGUUGCUCACCACCUACUUGCUGGAAUGGGACCUGAGGCCGUUGUUCAACUCAACUUCGACGACAUCACGCUCCUGAUGCAGGUCCAAUCCGGCAUCCUCCUUCAGGAGGCCGAAGUUGACGUUGCUCACGCUGCACGGUUCGCCCAUCUUCUCGAAGUCAUCACUGCCACCGGCACGCCAGUCAACAAGGCAACAUCUAGUCUUGUUGAGCAGGUCCUUGCCAAGCUCGACAGAGGUGACCUACAGCACCGUUGGUAUGCUUACAAGCACCCGUCCCCAGACGCCGUGUACUCUCCAGGGCAGUUUGCCAAUUAUCCUGUCCAAGCACCUGCCACUCCUGCAGCACCUUCUUUCGAGGACCAGUACGAUCCAUAUGCCGCGUCCACCGAUAACAAGGGAUCGGUUGCUAUUACCGAGCUGCUCGAGAAGACUCACGGUCGCUCAUCUAACCACCUCAAUGAGGCUUUGAUGAAGUUCAGGAACAUGCGCCGGGCUGGCCGCCACCCCCGAUUCUUUACCUAUGCCAAGCUCAUCACCGCAGCUGCAAAGGAAGACCGUUUGAAUCUGGCUCACGACAUCUUGAACCUCGCCAAGCAGGAUGUUCCUCUUCUACCGCAGUACCGCAUCGUCCGAUACGGUUGGGUUACUAUUCUGGAUGCAAUGGUCGCUGCUUGCCUUACUUGCAAUCAGCGUGAUCUCGCUGGCAGGUACCACCAAGACCUGCUUGAGAUGGGUGCUGCUCCUACCGCCAACACCUUUGGUCUCUACAUCACUACCCUCAAGGAGUCUACCAAGACUUUUGAUGAGGCGACCGAAGCUGUCAAGAUCUUCCUCCGCGCAAAGGCCGAGGGUGUUGAGCCCUCGUCCUUCCUCUACAACGCCCUCAUCGGCAAGCUUGGAAAGGCUCGCCGUAUUGACGACUGCCUCUUCUACUUCUCCGAGAUGCGCAACCUCGGUAUCCGACCUACCUCUGUUACCUACGGUACCAUUGUCAACGCUCUGUGCCGUGUCAGUGACGAGAAGUUUGCUGAGGAGCUGUUUGAGGAGAUGGAGAGCAUGCCCAACUACAAGCCUCGCCCUGCUCCCUACCACAGCAUGAUGCAGUUCUUCCUGACCACCAAGCGCGACCGCAGCAAGGUUCUUAGCUACUACGAGCGCAUGCGUGCUAAGCGCAUUGAGCCCACUACGCACACCUACAAGCUAUUGAUCGACACCUAUGCCACGCUUGAGCCAGUUGAUAUGGAAGCGGCAGAGAAGGUACUUGAACAAGUUCGCAGUGCUGGUGCCGUUCCAGAAGCUGUCCACUACUCGUCAUUGAUUCACGCCAAGGGCUGUGUGAUGCACGACAUGGAAGGCGCUCGUCAUCUCUUCGAUACCGUUCUUAGCGACAGCCGCAUGCGUCCCCAGGCCUGCCUCUACCAGGCACUGUUUGAAGCCAUGGUUGCCAACCACCAGAUUGCCGAUACCGAGUCUGUUCUCAUCGACAUGCGUGCCCGCGGUGUCGAGAUGACUCCUUACAUUGCCAACUCCCUCAUUCACGGCUGGGCUCUUGCUCACGACAUCGAAAAGGCGAAAGCCAUCUACGAUUCCGUUCCAGAGAGUAAGCGUGAGCCUAGCACCUACGAAGCCAUGACGCGUGCCUAUAUGGCCGUCGAGGACCGCUCAGCGGCCAUGACCGUCGUCAACGAGGGUCUUUCCCGCGGCUACCCCGCUGCCGUUGCCGGCAAGAUCCUUGAGCUUGUCGGUGGUGGUCGCGCCCCCGUAUCUGAAGUCGCUGUCUAA
Molecule: messenger RNA, 3873 nt
Organism: Bipolaris maydis ATCC 48331
Lineage: Eukaryota; Fungi; Ascomycota; Dothideomycetes; Pleosporales; Pleosporaceae
Source: RefSeq, a predicted model, not a curated record